CAAAUCCAAGAGACCAACGAUGGCGGACCUCAUGCUUCAGGGAGAGUUCUCCAAGGACCCGAACAAACCGUUCACGACGCGUGUGGACGAAGUGGCGGCGUCCUUUGAUACCCUUGUGCUCGAAUGCAGCGACUUGUACUUGGCCCUGGAGAAGCAGGAUGCCACGCAGCAAGCCGAGGCUGCAGAAUCGAUCAAGAAGAAGCUGGAGGCGUUCAAUUCCGUGUGCGACGAACUAUACAAAGAAAUCAUGCGUCGAAAGGAAAAGCUCGUGAAUGCGAACGAGCGUGUUCCCGGCAACAACAAGUCCUCGGACCUCCAUCGACAGAUCCAGACGGCGGGCAACCUUGCGCAGAUGCUGGGGGAAUUUCGCCAUUUCCUGGAAACUGGAAAAUCCGACGUCCAAUAAUUUACCAUAACAUUAGGUUGCUUCCCUUGACGAUGAUAUUAAAAGGCGCAGUCGGUAUAUAAGUAUAUAUUCAUGA
Molecule: messenger RNA, 482 nt
Organism: Aphanomyces astaci
Lineage: Eukaryota; Oomycota; Saprolegniomycetes; Saprolegniales; Verrucalvaceae
Exons: 3
Coding region: 20-406 (128 amino acids)
Source: RefSeq, a predicted model, not a curated record